AUGAACACGGACAAGACAGGGAAUAUGCUGAAUACUCUCCCCAGGCAGAUUAUGCAGUCGAUAGAAAGCGAACCCAUAUACUACAACGUAAUGGUAAUGGGCGAAGGAUACGCUGGAAAAACCUCUUUAGUACGCGCUCUCUUCGGGAUCGGAGAGUGCAAACCUGAAAAAAACGACGGAAUUUUUCACGAAGUGUGCGAUAUGGCAUGCACUAACAACCCCCUCGCAGAGCUGAUGGAUGCUUCAGAGCAUUCCCUCGAGAAAAACAGCACUUCCAUCUCCGCUACGUCCUACACUCUCUGGGAGAACUCCAUAUCCAUGCACUUGACGGUGUAUGAAGUCGGGGGAAUUGGGGACUCACUGCACAGCUCGUGCGACUGGGCACUAGCAAAGAAUCUGGUGCUGAACAGGUACGAAGAGUAUCACUUGGAGGAGGAGAGCGGCCUCCUGAGAAACGACAAGAGAGUUCACGUGUGCCUGUAUUUGAUCAGCCCAACUGAUAUAUUACGAGAUAUCGACGUAAAGUGCAUGCGAGAGAUGGGGAAGAUUGUGAACGUCAUUCCCAUCCUGAGCAAGGCGGAUAUGCUCACAGACGAGGCGUAUAAGGCAUGCAAAGAGUCUGUUUUCUCUGCGCUCAUGGCGAAUAAUGUGCAGCUGUUCGACUCUAUAUUCAUUGACGAGUGCAAAAAAGUCGUUGAGCUAAAUUUUAUGCCCCUGAAGUAUUCUACUCCCGGGAGAGUGUACCCGUACACUCACGAGGCAGGAAGUUCUAGCGACAUAAACACGCUGAGAGAUCUCGUUAUAUCCCAGCACAUGGUCGACCUGAUCGAAGUGACAGAUGCGUACUACGAAACGUACAGGAGGAACAAGAUCAUUGUCGACAUCCUCAUAGUGAAGGACUCCGGGAUAAGCGAGGACUUCCAGCGGAGGAUGUGCCUGGAGGAGGCGAAAGUGAAAAAGCUUGCAAAGGCCGUGGGGGAGAAAAAGACUCGAUACCAGAUGCUGAUAGCACAGCAGAAAAGCACUAUUCCCCCAGAGUUACUGUGA
Messenger RNA from Nematocida major, 1047 nucleotides. Its product is annotated as septin 7. Gene Ontology annotation, biological process: cytoskeleton-dependent cytokinesis. The coding region runs from base 1 to 1047 and encodes 348 amino acids. Gene Ontology annotation, cellular component: cell division site; microtubule cytoskeleton; septin complex. Gene Ontology annotation, molecular function: GTPase activity; GTP binding; molecular adaptor activity. NCBI's taxonomy places the organism in Eukaryota, Fungi, Microsporidia. The record is from RefSeq and is a predicted model, not a curated record. The transcript has a single exon.